This is a messenger RNA of Lentinula edodes (shiitake mushroom), 1027 nucleotides long. RefSeq lists its product as uncharacterized. The record is from RefSeq and is a predicted model, not a curated record. Lineage: Eukaryota; Fungi; Basidiomycota; Agaricomycetes; Agaricales; Omphalotaceae. Bases 264 to 887 code for a protein of 207 amino acids. The transcript has 3 exons.
GGUUAUUUGCGACGGUCAACCGACGGGCUUAUCUGUAUAAAACCUAUCAUGUAGGCGGAUCUCGCAAAAUUCGUGCUAUUUUACCCCUACGUCCAAUUACCACUGCUGGCCAGUCGUUUUUGCUAGUCAAGGAAGUCUCUGCUACAACUUCUCUUUUCCGGUUUUAUUGUGCCCGUACGUCCUACUGAUUCUGGACACGAGCUCGCUUCGACCUUCUUCAUAAACAGCCGUCUCACUGUUAUAACUGACGAACGACGGAUACUAUGCGCUUCAACAUUCCCUGCUUGGCCUUGGGUCUUAUCUCCACCGCAUAUGCGGUCCCUGUCGCAAUUAAUGUCGGUCUAAGCUACUCUAGCAUUACAGCACGCAAUGGGAAUUUUCCCCAUGUCGAAUACGAAUUUACAAGAGAAGGCCAACCCAGAAAGAUCAAACUGGAGAAAAACCUUCCUAAAUUCAAGUUUCCCUCUCAUCAACCUUCAUUAGCCAAUGCCGCGGUUGAAACAGUACUUGCAGGCUUUGGAACCACGGGAUCCGCACUCAAUGAUUUCGUGGGUGUGGAUAUGGAGGAGAACCAGGACCCUCGCACGAUUGAUUUCAAUGUCACCUCGGUCAUUCUACUAGAGCCUGGGGGAAUUUAUUGCCCGUGUGUGGGGACGGCAACAAUACUUUUCAAGAGCCAGACUAUCAUAGGGACGCUUAUUUCCUAUGAACGUCGUUUUCCCGCCGUCGAGGGCGACGAAGCACAAAAAGAACGAAAAGAGAGGAUCAAGAAGGAGAGGAUACAGAAGACCAAAACCAUUUGUUUAGAGUUUGUACCUGCAGGCGCAAGUAAGAAUCCGGAGAAUGGAAUUGGAAGGUUGAAUCAUAGAUGCCCUGAACUUGACUGAGAAUCUUUACUUUGCACGGUGUAUGAUGUUGAACAGUAUCCGUGUUCUGGCGUAUGUUGUGAGCGCCAACCGGACUGGAUAUUGUAUCUCUUCAAUAAGUAGGGUUGCUGUAUUCUACUAGGCUCCACUGUCAUGGACCA